UUACCCUCCAGAUUUGGUUUGUCCCGAAACAGAAAAUCAUGGCGAUUGAUGGCGGGGGGAGGAGCUGUGGGGCGCAUGAGUUUAUCUGUGCCAGACGAGUGUCUCCUGAGCUGCUCGGCCUCCUGUCCUCCAUUGGAGCAUUCAUGGCCCUGAUGGCUCUUUUUUUUCUUUACCUCAGCAACAAGCUGUCAAUGGAGAACAACAGCAAUCUGUCAUGCCUCAAUGACUUUAAAAAGGACCAGCAAGAGCCAGAGAGAUGAGAUAAUCUAGUGGGCAGUGUCAAUAGUAGCUCCAGCAAAGAUGGCCUUCUUCAAGAGCUUCCAGCAGAGCCUGCCAUCAGUGAACAUUUCUUCCAUCUUGGACUCUGUCAGCAGCCGUGUGGACGACCUUGCUAGUGCCGUUAGUGAUGCUACCUACACAGUCAGUGACCAGCUUACUGAGCAGGUCACCACUAUCAUCAACAAGGUCCAGGAGGAGGAAGAGGUCGGGGGAGCAACUCAGGAGGAAAAAGUGACCCGCAAAAGCAAAAAGCAGGCCUCCAAAGACACUGAGGCCAGUACAGACGUGAACAAUUCAGACUCUACAGAAGGAGAGUAUACUCCAAGUCAGUUAGAAUGGGAGUGGAGAGAUGGAUGCUGGAGAGUAAAAAAACCUGGAUUGAGUAAUGCAAAAGAGGAAAAAGAAAAAGAGGAGAAGAUAAAAAAGGAGGAUGAGGAAUAUAUGUACUCAAACUCCAGCAGCAUGUAUAAAAUGACUGUAGAAAAAACACAAAAUAGCCAUCAGGAGACCAUAGAGAAAGAUCAUGUGAAUGAAGAGGCCAGCUUUUCUAAAGAGGGCAACAAGAAAGAUAUAUUGAACGAAUCUGCCAAAAACUGUGAGAAUAGUAUAUCUCUUAGCUCUGAGGAGGAAAGAAAGACUUUGAAACAGAAUAAGUGUGGAGCUAAAGUUGAAGAGCCAAGAUUUCAAAAAAAGAUGAACACAAAAGGGGAGUUUGAGGAAAAUGAGGGCAACUCCCCUACUCAAGACAAAAAGAAGACAGACACCAAAAAAAGCAAAGGCUCAAACGAGGACUCGGAGAAAGCAGAAAAAUCUAAGUAUAAAAAGAAAAACAUGAAUACAAGUAAGAAGAAACUCGAUACAGACAAGUCCCAUCCAGAGGGGGGUUUGUCUGACAGCGAGGAAGAGUGGCCAGUGAGAGGGCCUGAGGUGCCGGCGCAACAUCACACCUCGACUAACAGACCCAAAAACGUCACAGAGCAUGAGGGCUACAGCAGUGUAGCCUCUCCUGGACAUGCCAACAGUAUCCAACGGAUCCAGAGGGACUUUACCCUGAAUGAGUUACACCCUCCUCCCUACCAGGACAUGGAUGUGCCGGCUCACAAGUCCCGUCAGAGGGGGUCAUCUGCAGAGGAGGGCAGUGUCAGGACCUGCCACUCCAGUGAGGCAAGCUUGGACCAGGACACCGAUAGUUAUCUCAACAAGGGCUACGAGGAGGAUGUUCCAAGUGACAGUACUGCUGUACUAGGCCCAGAAGAUGGCUCAGCCCCUCAGCUACCCAUGGCAUAUGAGCCAGAGCCUCUGGCCAAGUAUGGCACUCUGGAUGUAGCCUUUGAGUACGACUCUGGUGAGCAGUGGCUGGCAGUCACCGUCACCGCAGCCACCGAUAUCCCAGCCCUCAAACAGAUGGGCAACAUCUCCUGGCAGGUACACCUGGUUCUGCUGCCCACCAAGAAGCAGCGGGCCAAGACAGGGGUGCAGAAGGGCCCAUGCCCUGUGUUCACAGAGACCUUCCGUUUCUCCCGUGUGGAACAAGAGGCUCUUGGACACUAUGCGGUACGGUUCCGCCUCUACAGUGUACGGCGUAUGAAAAAAGAGAAGGUGCUGGGAGAAAAGGUCUUCUACCUGACCAAGCUCAACUUGCAGGGCAAGAUGGUGUUGCCUGUCACCUUGGACCCCGGCUCGACACUAACAGGUUGUGGCUCUCUGGUGAGCAUGUCUCGCAGUGCGGGGGCCUUGUCCUACCGAUCCACAGGAGACUCGUCCUGUCCAGAGAUUUUACUGGGACUCAUCUACAACUCCACCACAGGACGACUCUCUGCUGAAGUCAUACAGGGCAGUCACUUCAAAAACACAGCUUCAGAGAAGCCUACCAAUGGUCUGUUAUGUUGUAUAAAAGAGUUCAUUGGGGGGCAGCUCUAUAUCAUGAGAGAUACCUAUGUGAAGCUGACCAUGGUGGACUCCAAAGGCAAGGAGAUGUCCAAGUGUAAAACAGCGGUGUGCCGUGGCCAACCUAACCCCACCUACAAGGAGACCUUUGUGUUCCAGGUGGCACUGUUCCAACUGUCCGAGGUCUCCCUGGUUGUGACUGUUUUUUGGAGACGGAGCAGCAUGAAGCCGAGGGAGAAGCUAGGAUGGGUCUCCCUUGGCCUCAACAGCACUGGGGAGGAGCAAGAGGCCCACUGGACUCAGAUGAAAGAGGCAGAGGGACAGCAGGUGUGCCAGUGGCACACACUCAUGGACACAUAGGAGGAUGUUUUGAGGAGGAAGAUUAGGAAGUUUCUGGUGACCCUGGAUCUUGAGUUGACACGCUCAAGUUGUAGACAAAAGACGACGUAACCACUCCCUUAUACGUGUAAGAGAAUGCAACUCAAGGUUGAAGCACAGAGAUUAACUUUCUUUAUUGAUAGAUUGCAUUAAUACCCUUUAAUCCAUAAACCAGACACUUCACUUGAGACAUACUGGUGUAGAUUUAAGCUCCUAGGCCAGAUAAAUCACUAACUAAUGGGGAUCUUAAUUUUUCUCAGUUGCUUUGGUAAAUUGCUCGAAUCAAUCUUAACAUUUACAAAACAUAAAGUGCAUUUCUCAAAUCAAUUCGUACAAGCUGCAACACAAUGGAUUGGUAGCAAAAGCCUGUAACGUCCUCAAAAUUCUUAGUUCAGUGCCAUCCGAAUGAGAAGUCCUUGUUUCAUUGUUCACAAACAAGACAGUCAAAAUGCUUAGCCAUGUUGACAAUAAAACUGUCUAUUCUUUAAGUAGUCUCUGAUGUAAACUAUGGCUGAGGUUUUGAUGACAAUUAUUGAAAAUGCCCAAAGCUGCAGUCUUUUUGUAUGGCACAUAUCAAUUUAAACAUAAGUUUCACAUUACUUACCGUAUGUGGGAGAUUGAUUGCAAAAGACAGGAUUCACAUUUACACUUUUACUUUUUGUACUGUAACUUGUUGACAGACCAUGUAAUUGCGAUACAGAAAAAAAGACAAAACUGUUAUACAGCAUUGCAUAGCACAAUUAUUUUUGGUAGUAAUGUAAGCAUAGAAAACACCCCUUGGGCAGAACUGUACAUGCAGCUCUGUAUGGGGAUGGACAAUUAUGUUUUGGGGGGUAAGACUAUUUAAUAGUGAACCAGUAAAUUUUGAUCAACAUGACAUAAGCGAUUGAUAAUGUAGGAAACAGCAAACAAUUGUACGUAUUCAUUUGCAUGAAUGUACCUAAGCAUAGUUUAAAAGGAGACAUUGAUUUUAUGAUGUGUAGAGAGAUGAUGUGGAGGUUGAACAAAUAGUUUUGAGAAUUUCCAUUGUGAUCUGAAAAAUUUACCAACGUGACUGAGAACAACUGUUAAUGGACUCAAUAGUGUUUCAAUAUAUAUAUGUUUUGCAUGUCAUUGUUUACAGAGAAUGAUCAGGAGGCUUCCAUUACUUGAACAAUGAACUAUUUGUAUCUUGAAUUUUUACCAAAGAUUGGUAUUGUCCACAAGAAAAUCCUUGUUUCUUCCUACUUUGAUGGACACCAGCAUAUUUUUCUGCCACAUUUCCCUACCAGUACCUGGAAAAUAACAUUUUGUAUGGGUUACAAUGAUUGCUCAGUCAGGGCCUGGCAUGCUGCAAAUAUCCCCAAAGUAUUUACUUUGACAAUACCAUUUGCUAACAUGUGACAUUAAUGCAACAUUCUUCAUUCAUUUUAAUAUAUUUUUGGCUGUUACAACUGUUUAAUCUAUGAGUGUAUGGCCAUGUGUCUUCCAUGCAUGUGUUCACUAUUGAAGUGCAAAAAUAUGGUCUCAGAUUAUACAAAAAGGUCAACUGUCUUUACCAUAAUUGGAAAUAGGCAUUGCAGAAGUUAAGGUUGCUAGGUUUCUCAAUAUUUAAAACAUUAGGUUUAUGCUGAAUCAAACACUAUACUACUUUCAGUGAAUUACGGAGAGAGCCUGUUUCACCACAGCCUUCUGACUGUUUCAUGUAGAUGUGAUGCUCCCCUGAUGAGUGGAACUUUUAUGACAGGCAAGGGACCAGCGCUAACAUUCUUAUCUAUAGAUACUGUUCAGCUCUUUUUCACUAUAGUGUGUUUGUGUGGAUAAAUUGAAGAGCUAAGCGGGUGAGAAAAGAACAACACCCAUGCUCCACUAACAGUAGACCCCAUCUUAUAUACAGUUUUAUACAAAGGUUUGGGCACCUCUGGUAAAAAAAAAUUGUUACUGUGAAUAGUUAAGUGAGGGGAAGAUGACCUGAUCUCCAAAAGGCAUAACGUUAAAGGUGAUACAUUCUUUUCAACAUUUUAAGCAGAAUUAUUGUAUUAUUUUAGUUUUGUAAAAUUUGUAAAAAGAGUGGAAAAAAAGAAAGGAGCACCAUGAAAGGUUGGGGCACCCCAAGAGAUUUGAGCUCUCAGAUAACUUUUACCAAGGUCUUAGACCUUAAUUAGCUUGUUAGUGCUAUGACUUGUUCUCAAACAUCGAAAGGAAAGCCCAGCUUUAUAAAUACUGACUCCUUAAACCUUGUCCGAAAAAUCUGCAGUCAUGGGAUGCCUAGCACUCUGAAAAUUAAAAUAAUUCAUACCCACAAAGCAGAAGGCUGUAAGUUAGCAAAGCGUAUUCAGGUAGCCAUUUCCUCAGUUUGUAAUGUAAUUAAGAAAUGGCAGUUAACAGGAAUGAUGGAGGUCAAGUUGAGGUCUGGAAGACCAAGAAAAUGUAUAGAGAGAACUGCUCGUAGGAUUGCUAGAAAAGCUGAUCAAAACCUCAGUUUCACCUUCAGGUACAUUUCGCACUCUGAAAUGGUGGUGCACUGUUCUACUGGACAGUGACACCUGCACAAAUAUGACCUUCAUGGACGAGUCAUGCGAAGAAAACCUUUCCUGUGUCUUCACCACAAAAUUCAGCAUCAGAAGUUUGCAAAGGAACACCUAAACAAACCUGAUGCAUUUUGGAAGUCCUGUGGACACUGAUGAAGAUAAAUUGAACGUUCUGGCUGCAAUGAGCAAAGGUAUGUUUAGAGAAAAAAGGGUGCAGAAUUGAAAAGAACACCUAUCCAAAAAGCACGGGGUGGAUCAAUCAUGCUUUGGGCUUGUGUUUCAGCCAGAGGCAAGGGGAAUAUUUCACAGGUAGAGGAAAGAAUGGCUUUAAUUAAAUUCCAGCAAAUUCUGGAAACAAACAUCACACCUUAUGUAAAAAAGCUGAAUAUUAAAAGAGGAUGGCUUCUGCAACAGGAUAAUGAUCCUAAACACACCUGAAAAUCCACAAUGGCCUCAAGAGGCGCAAGGAUUUUGAAGGUUUUGCCAUGGCCCUUGCAGUCCUCCGACCUAAACAUAAAAAAUCUGUGGAUAGAUCUCAAAAGAGCAGUGCAUGCAAUACGGACCCAGAAUUACACAGAACUUUUGCAAGGAAGAAUGGGUGAAAAUCCCCAAACAAGAAUUGAAAGACUCUUAGCUGGCCUCAAAAAGUGUUUACAAGCUGUGAUACUUGCCAAAGAGGGUGUUACUAAGUACUGACCAUGCAGGAUGCCCAAACCUUUGCUUUGGGCACUUUUUAUUUUUUUGAAACUGUAAAACAUGGAAAUAAAAAUGU
Molecule: messenger RNA, 5826 nt
Organism: Osmerus eperlanus (European smelt)
Lineage: Eukaryota; Metazoa; Chordata; Actinopteri; Osmeriformes; Osmeridae
Gene: syt14b
Product: synaptotagmin XIVb
Exons: 10
Coding region: 301-2526 (741 amino acids)
Molecular function (GO): phospholipid binding
Source: RefSeq, a predicted model, not a curated record